CACCCCAAACAUAGUAGCUAGCGAAAUCUGAAUGUACUUUCACUGGACAGGGAAAGCUUUAAUUUCCUGCGAAACAUUACUUGUAGCGACUUUAGGUACUUAUAAUUGUUAGCUUUAAGCUACGUCGUUCUCGUCAAGGCAAAUUACUCAUGUUUUGUUAAGUAUUCAUGUUUUAAACGGCGGUGAAGCAGAGGCAUGCUAACUAGCUGAUGCUACCAUGUUGUCUGAACUAUUGCAAGGCACUGAUACUGGGGCGGUUCUUAUAAUACAAGAUUCUUGUAGUUAUUCUGGGCAGCACCUACUUAAGAGCUUCAUCAGUGCCGCAUUGAACAAAGAAGAACCUGUCCACGUGCUUGGUUUUGAUGUCAGUGAGGAAGAACUGAAAGAUGGAUUAACAGCAUCUACUCAGAGGUUGCACUUUCACAGUGCUUAUACGGACCCCCUUGGGUGGACUAAUCGGUCGGCUUUUACAGUUCACCAGUUUUGUGUGGAGGAACUCACUCAUCUGCUCAAACAAACAUCACACCCCAAACCAGUGACUUUAGUAAUCGACUCGCUGUCAUGGAUAUUGAGACAUGUGAGUCCACCUGCUGUCUGCAAGACUCUUCAGCAGCUUAAGAAAGGGGGAGCCGUGAGAGCUGUUAUUGGUCUGCUCCACGCAGAUAUGCACCAGAGCGGUACUGUGGGAAGCGUCUGCCACUUAGCUACUUCAGUUAUCACAGUGGCACCUGGAACGAAGGGAGAUGAAGCGGUGGCAAAAAUAACAAAGCGAUCAAAGUCGGGGAAAGUUACGCAAGAUGAGGAGAUAUUCAGCAUCAAAGGGGAUUUCUCAGUUACUGUAGUGAGUAAAACCAGCCAUGCUGGACACAGACAGACUGAAGCAGAGGAACAGCAGACGGACCCAACAGCUAACUUGACCUUCAACAUUCGCCUGUCUGACACAGAGCGCGAGGCCAAGGAGAAACUUGCUCUUCCCUUUGUCUUCAGCAAAGAGAAGAAAACCGCUCUGCUCCAGUCGGGCCCAGGUUCCGGUCGAAUUCUGUAUGAGCCCGAUGCCAACGAUGACUACGACCAGGAGGACCCUGAUGAUGAUCUUGAUGUUUAGAUUUAAGGCAGGAAAAUCUGCUGAAGAUCCACGUUUCAUCUGCUUUUUUGCCAUUGAAGGACUGAAAAGCUUUCAAUGCUUUAAACUUAUUUCAUGUGUGCUAUCUGUUGGAUAUGUACGAGACGUUAUCAGUUCACUUUUUCUAAAAUAUAAACUAUAUAUUUUUUUUGUUUGUGGAUAAAAUUUAUUUUUUUCUGGUUUAUUUACAAAAUAAUUUAUUUUUGAUUUCGUGACUUUUGCACUGAAAUGACUGUUUUUUUCACACUAUGAUUUAUUACAGUGACUGGCACAAAAAUAAAUGAGAGUUCACAAGUGCUUAAAGAAAGACAAAAAAACCCAAAACAGGUUUCUCUUACACAAAACAGUAUUUAUUACUUGUGUGCAUCUUAAAAAUCCUGGAUAUCUGUUCUUCUGCCACAUCCUCUAAACAUCCUAUAGUAGGAAUUAAAUCAAAUGCUGCUCACAACCAGAAAAUGUCCCAGAUAUAUAUUGUCUCAUUGGCAAAAAUGAUCUCAAACCAGUUGCUCUUUUGUGUA
Pelmatolapia mariae (spotted tilapia) is the source of this 1641-nucleotide messenger RNA. It is a transcript of the gene elp5, whose product is annotated as elongator acetyltransferase complex subunit 5. Bases 218 to 1105 code for a protein of 295 amino acids. The transcript has 8 exons. Gene Ontology annotation, molecular function: tRNA binding. Gene Ontology annotation, biological process: tRNA wobble uridine modification. NCBI's taxonomy places the organism in Eukaryota, Metazoa, Chordata, Actinopteri, Cichliformes, Cichlidae. Gene Ontology annotation, cellular component: nucleus; elongator holoenzyme complex; cytosol. The record is from RefSeq and is a predicted model, not a curated record.